AUGUUUUCUGCAGUGUGUCGUGGGAGAUGGGGAUGUGGGCAGUGUGAGAAUGAAUAUGAUGGAAUGACUGACGAAGAAGAAACCGAUGAUGAAAUUCAUGAUUAUAGUGAGAAUGAAUAUUCUGAUAUAGAAAAUCGUUUUACAUUAGAAGAAAUGGAAAAUAUAAUCGAAUGGAUUGACCAACAUCCAAAUGCGAGAUUUGCAACUAUUUCCCAUCGAUUUAUGAAAAUCAAAUCCAUGAAUUAUAUUCCAAGAUUUAGAAAAUAUAUCGAAAACAAUGGCACAAGAUUAGAAAAAUUAAAACAAAUUAAAGAAUUUAUGCUGAGCGAAUUUUAUCUGAAAAGAACCAUUGAAAAAGAAGCCGUUCAUGAUGCUGACCUUGAACUCUAUGCAAUUCAUAAAGCAAAAGAAUUAAAUUGGGACUGUCGGAAACGGGGUUGUCGAUUUCCGACAUAUUUUUGA
Didymodactylos carnosus is the source of this 462-nucleotide messenger RNA. Lineage: Eukaryota; Metazoa; Rotifera; Eurotatoria; Philodinida; Philodinidae. The record is from the annotation of a GenBank genome assembly.